This is a messenger RNA of Anolis carolinensis (green anole), 2747 nucleotides long. It is a transcript of the gene zcwpw1, whose product is annotated as zinc finger CW-type and PWWP domain containing 1. Gene Ontology annotation, molecular function: zinc ion binding. NCBI's taxonomy places the organism in Eukaryota, Metazoa, Chordata, Lepidosauria, Squamata, Anolidae. Gene Ontology annotation, cellular component: nucleus. The record is from RefSeq and is a predicted model, not a curated record.
UCGCUAGCCGAUGGGAGGGGGGAGUAGGGCUCGUCCACAUUCCAUGAGUCAUGCCGAUACACAACAACACCAUGUAAGAAGGACCCGGAUGGAGGCAGCGGCGGAGGGGCGCAUGCGCAGAUAGCCCUCUCUUGCGCGAGGGGCGGAGCAAAAAAAAAAAGGCGCCAAUCUUCCAAAGCAGAGUCGUUGCCUUGUUUUUACCUCAGGAAAUGGCGCUCAACUCCUCAUGAGUUCCAAAAAUUCGCAAUGUAUUGAAAAAUCGACUACAAAAACAUUGACAACUAAAAGGCAAACUGCGUUGGAUAAUACAGAACCUUGGAUAAGCGGAGCUUGGAUAAGCGAGACUACUGCAUAUAUGAAGGGAUGAGUGGCAUCUUCUGAAAUUGUGGAUUAUUACAAAUACUUCAAAGACACCCUGAUCUACAAUGCCAGGCCCAGAAGAUAAAGGGAAGUCAGAUGGGCUCCCAGGCAAACAGGAAGACGUGGAAGAAGUGCCUGAUCUUCUGAGCCAUGCUGCAGGUGAUGGAGUGGCAACCAGACCCAUGAAAGCUGUCAGAAACCCAAAUAAGAGGAAGAAGGAGGGAACUUCUAGGAAGAAAGAUUCAGAAAUGUCCAAAGAGAAGGAAGGUUGCCUCACUGAUGCACAGUUUGAGAAGAUUUUCCAGAGCGCGCUUCAGAGGCCUUUGCAGGAGUGCAUUGAAAAUUCUGGGAGGGAAGGUUUUUCAGCAGAGUCUCCUGAGGAAAAAAGCCUGGGGAGGGGGACUUUGGAAGUAUCCUUGGCUGCAAAGAAUGGCGUUUCCAGAAAUAAAAGCGUAGUGAAAAACAAACCAAUGCCAUUAGAAACAGAAAAGAAGGCACAUCGGUUCGGAAAGAAGCAUCAGAGCAAACUUUCAGCGAGCAAGAACGCGGAAGGGGAAAAUGAGGAACCAGGAGCAGACAAUGGAGGGUGUAAGGAAAACCGGAAAGCAGCGCCCAAGAAAAAAGUUCAAGGCAACGCCCCAGUCGUCAUUGACCGAGAGGAAAUGCAGGAGGAGGAAGAAGAGGAGGAGGAGGAGGCAGGCAGAGGAGGAAGUGGCAGCAGUGAACUGAACCCUCCCAGUUGCUCCAGUUGGUGCAUUGCGUGGAUCCAGUGCUCCGACCCAAACUGCCACAAGUGGAGGCGACUCAGCAGCAAGACUGACCCCUCGGUUCUGCCGGAGGACUGGUCCUGUAGCCAGAACCUGGAUCUCCAGUACAACAGCUGCAGCAUUUCUGAGGAGUCCUGGUCGGGAACAGAAGGCGAGAUAGUCUAUGCGGCUUAUGUUCCAGGGUCACUCGUAUGGGCCAAGCAAUAUGGAUACGCAUGGUGGCCUGGGGUCAUAGAGGCGGACCCUUACCUUGGAGAGUAUCUUCUGUUUUCUUCUCAAACAGAUUCACUUCCCUCCAAGUACCACGUGACCUUCUUUGGCAAGACUGUGUCCCGGGCCUGGAUCUCUGCCUCCAUGCUGAGGAAUUUUGCUGGAUCGAGCAUGGAAAAAGGGAAUGGCUUGGACAAGCCGAAAAGCCAAACUGGGAAGAAGAAUCUCAAGGUUGCUCUGAGGAUGGCAAAAGAAGCCGAGCAAAUGAACAUUCAGGAGAGAAUAAGGAUGUUUGGAUUCCACAGACGGUUCAGCGGGAGAGCCUUACCCAAAGGCCUGCAAGAUUGCUUCAACUUCACCUGCAAACUUCCUGCCAAGAUGGCUCUGAGGCCGGGGGUUAAGAAAAGGAGCCCUCCAAGGCCAAAGAAGGGUCAAGAGAAGCUUCCUCCUGGCACCCUGGUGAUGAAAGCUGAUCUGAAAGUCAAGAAUGAAUUCAAGACAAAGGAGCACAAAAGAGCCAACGUGGCAAGUGAAGGCCUCUCCUUGUCCAAGAAGAGCCGAAGAGAGGGGCCGUUGCCCAAAUCUGAAGCUGGAUCAAGCAUAGCAAAGAGACGGCAGAAAGGCCAGGAAGGUUUGAGGAAACCCUCUUCUGUGCCACAGCACAAGGAUAACAAAACCAAACACCUCAGUUCUCAUGCAGACAGCAGUUCUUUCUCUGGUUAUCCAAGGAAGAAAAACAGUUUGGAGGAGACCGAAAUCUCCCUCGGGAACAAAAGCAAGGGCAGCACAGGCCUGGAGGAACCAAGUGAGUCCUUGCCAUCUGACCGAAGUGGAGAGGAAACCUUCAACAGCCAGGAGACAUUUGCUGUGAGGAAUGACUCUCCUGAAAACUUUUCCUUGGCCUUAUUUGAAGAGAAGCCUCUUGGGUGUGGGCCACCAGCCCUUGGAAUGAAAAAGGUGGUCCAGUUUCCCCUCUCUAGCCUACUACAAAGGGCAGGAUACUUGAGAGCCUUGCUAAGGAUAAAUAGCAUCAGAAAUAAUAUUGGAUAACAGAGGCAAACCAAGAAAUGUGGAAAGAAGGCUGCUCUGGUUUUGACUCUUGAGUUUAAUCCGCCUUGGAAGUUGGUGACGGCUUGUUUUUAAACAGAGCUGCGAAGUUUCCUUUUUUCCGUUCCAUGAUUAAACAGCCAGCUUGAAAUAAGACAUGGAAAAUAAAUUCACUCUCUGGUAAAUGUGAUCGAGCCGCUUAAUGUUUAAUGCAAAGGAAAAAGCAGGCAAAAUGGCAAGGAUAACAUAGUAGACAUUUGUUUUGCUCCAGUUUGUAAAAUGACAAACACUUUGUUUGUGUUAGAAGAGUUACAUGAAAUAUGUUUUUGCCAAGUUCUAUUAAAGUAUUGGAUUUCAUGGGAA